Babesia bovis T2Bo is the source of this 933-nucleotide messenger RNA. RefSeq names its product RNA recognition motif domain containing protein. Gene Ontology annotation, biological process: positive regulation of mRNA splicing, via spliceosome. Gene Ontology annotation, cellular component: U12-type spliceosomal complex; nucleolus. Gene Ontology annotation, molecular function: RNA binding. The record is from RefSeq and is a predicted model, not a curated record. NCBI's taxonomy places the organism in Eukaryota, Apicomplexa, Aconoidasida, Piroplasmida, Babesiidae. The coding region runs from base 71 to 913 and encodes 280 amino acids. The transcript has a single exon.
GUGGUCCAUGUCCACCAUUGGGUGGUAGUUCCAUGGAUCCCUGGCAGAUGGAUUUUGUAUAUACAUAACAAUGUCAUCUCGUUCGGUGGACCCGCUGUCCCUGUAUGACCGUAACCAGGAGGCAACCUUGUACGUAGGGAAUGUGGACACUCAGGUUGACGAGGAGCUUCUCUGGGAGUUUUUCGUCCAGGUGGGCCCUGUGAAGCACCUACACAUCCCUAGGGACAAGGUUACUGGUCACCAUCAGGGCUACGCUUUUGUGGAGUUUGACACUGACGAUGACGCGGACUACGCGAUCCGCAUUCUUAACUUCGUUAAGCUGUACAACAAGCCUCUGAGGCUGAAUAAGGCAUCCAGGGACAAGCAAACGUUUGAGAUUGGUGCUAAUCUGUUUAUUGGUAAUCUAGAUCCCGAUGUGGAUGACAAGCAGCUUCACGACACCUUUGCUUCUUUUGGCAAUGUAAUAUCGGCGAAUGUAGUUCGUGACGGUGACGCUACUGAUCGCAAGGCUUUUGCGUUUGUUUCUUAUGACAGCUUUGAGGCUAGUGACGCUGCUCUUGCGGCUAUGAAUGGCCAGUUUAUUUGUAACAAGCCCAUUCAUGUAUCUUAUGCUUAUAAGAAGGACACUAAGGGUGAACGUCACGGCAGCGCUGCUGAGCGCUUAAUCGCAGCUAACAGGCCACAUGAGUACUUGACACAAAUGGGUGUGGCUCCUUAUGGCACAUCUGGCUCAAAUGCCAUGCCUGUGUUCCCACCGCCUAUGGCGGCACCGGUGGUAGUUCCCCCAAUAGUGCAAUUACCUCCGGUCGGUGCCUAUAUGACUCCAGGGGCAAUGCCUCCUCCUCCUAUGGCACCCCCUGCUGCCAUGCAUCGGCCUGUGGUACUGCCACCACCACCGCCCAUUGCUAAGUAGUUCAAUGGACACUAUCACAU